UUUGGAGAAAAAGAUUUGAUGGAAUCAGGAGUUGUCCCAGGUCUCGUUCAUAUCUCUCUCUCUCCGGCUCUCGAACCCUGCAAUAAUCUCCGGAAACAAGCGGAUUACAUGUUAUGCGGACGACGUUAGACUGACCCAUUCAUUGCAUAAGACAGCAGUUGAGCCAUAACCCGCUCAACCUCAUGCAAGUGCUUGGUUGCUCAUCCGUUUGCACACUCAUUUUCACCGAUGUCUUGUGUAGGUAGUAUUUCGCGAGACGAGACACAUCGAAACACCAGCAAUUCUUAGCUCGAUCAUCGAUACUAUACCUGGCGGGUCCAAACCUGUCUACAAGCCUCCCUCUCCACACACUUUCCUCGCCGUCCUAGAGCAACGCAAUCUUGGGUUGAUACCAACCAAACACAAUGAGCACCAAGAACUGGCCCCACAACGGCCACGGAGCCUCCGACCCCGGCCGGGACCGGGAUGACCUCGCCGUUGGCCGGUCCUCCGUCGAUACUCACCACCACGAACCCGACGAGCACACCCGCCUCCUCCCCAACCGGGUAGACAGCACCAGCAUCUCCUACCUCUCACCCGACGACCCAGCUGUUUCCCCCUACAACCUCUGGACGGUUCGGCUCGUGCGCGCCAUCACCGUCAUCUUCACCUGCCUCACCUUCAUCUGGUGGGUGCUGAUGCUGGUUUCGGUCUUUGUGACUCCGCCCGGUUUGCACGCGCGCGGAUCGCCCUUUUUUGCGUUUAGUUAUACUACAAUUGCCCUGAUCACGCUGAUCACCAGCUUGCUGUUCUUUGCGGUGCCGAGUCAACCCGCGAGAGUGGUGAGCAUUGUUACGGCGGCGUUGUUGCUUGUGGAUGUGGUCAUGAUGCUGGCGGUGGAGAAGACGAGGCAUGAGGAGUUGUGGGUAGGCGUGGCGAGCGUGAUAUGGGCGACGUUGAUGGCUGUUUGGGCGGUGGCGGCUGAUCGGACUGUGCAGUGGGGCAAAACUGAGGAAGAAGAACGGCUCACGGGCCGCCCGGAGACGAGGCGUACACUGCUCGAAUGGGUACAGGUGCUUUUGUCUAGCAUCAUGUUGACGCUCGUGUCGAUUGUUGUGCUGCUUACGACUUGCACGCUCACACUCCGUGCUCUAGACGCGAGAGUAGCGCCGCCAGGAGAGCGGUACUGGGUCGACGAGGACAAGUAUCAGAUCCAUCUGUUCUGUUCUGGUCCCAAGUUGGAUGCUCAUGGAAAUAGGACGACUACUGUGCUCUUUGAGGGCGGCGAGGAUGCGGUUGAGCGUGAGCUCUGGCAGUUUGCCGACAACGCGGUCAAAAACGGUUCCAUCGCCAGAUAUUGCUUUGCUGAUCGGCCGGGAAUCGCCUGGAGUGACGCAGCCCCUUCACCACUCUCGGCAAGCAUGGCUUCUGAUGUUUUGAGUCAAGCGUUAUCGCGCGCAGGAGAGGAAGGACCUUGGGUGCUUGCCAGCGCUGGCAUCGGUUCCCUGUACUCACGGGUCUUCAGCUCGCGGCACGGCCAAGAGGUGCGCGGGCUUCUCAUGAUCGAUCCAUUGCACGAAGACCUUCUCGGACGAGUCGGGGCUCCCGGCCGUGGCUUCCGCCUCUGGUUGCAAGGCGUCCUCUCCCCAUGCGGUCUUGAUCGCAUCCCCGCCGCCAUCCUCCGACACCGAAGCGCCAGGGACCGCAUCUACGGCGGGUCUGCUUACCAGUCCGGAGGAGUGAUCUUUGCGAAGCUGCAGGAGAGUCUGGUGGCCAACUCGCUCACCCGACGAGAUGUGGUGUCCAGCAGAACCAUCCAGUAUAGGACCACACCCGUGGUGGUGGUGACGUCUGGGGUGCAGAUGCGGAAGGACAGCGAGUGGGAGAGCAAGCAACGAGAUCUAACCCACCUCACAUCGAAUUUGGAAAAUUGGGACAUUGUAGACCAGGCGCCUCAUCAAGUCUGGCGGACUUUGGAGGGACGCGAGAUGAUUGAGAAGAGACUGAGGAGGUUGGUUGGCUUGUAACACGAUACCGGACACCACUCACUCAUGUCUUUUUUUUAUGGAAUAUUGUUGUCGGUAUAGCACCGCAUUGUCUCAUUUUCGGUUGAAGUUGGCUAGGUUCGGCAGCUUGGUUGGCGAUAGGGGGGAUCUUUUUAGGCUGUUUGAUUUCAGGGUCGUUCCCAAAGUCUUGGCCGAACUCUUGGCACCAUCGUUGAGCCUAUUCAGUGGAGAUUGUAUGUGUACUUGGUGGGUCUGGACAAGAUAUUGGACACUUCAGUUUCUUUGUUUCCAUCAACUACCUCUCGGGCUACUCUUGGUUUUUACGUUGAAUUUAGGAACACGGAGCAAUGCAUGAUGUGAUUACUGGCGAGCCAGAAGUUUUGUGAGGACGUUGAUAUACGUAGGGGCCAUGUAUCAUGUUUAUUGCUGAGACCUUGAUGAAGAGGGGUUCCAUGUGGAAGGUGAACAGAAACCUCAAGGGGUUCAUAUUGCCCAAUAUUCUUUUUCCACUCUCGGGUCUCAUGCCUGAGCAAGGUCUCCACUUGUCGUUGACAUCCAAGACCCUCACUUCCCAGUCAUCUCAGCCGCGCGCUGUCCAUCAUCUUCCUCACCUCGAACAUGACAAAAAUAUCAAGCAUGCAGAAAGAUGAUGCUGCGAAGCAGGCUGGCAGUACAACAGUCAGGGACCUCGA
Neurospora crassa OR74A is the source of this 2677-nucleotide messenger RNA. RefSeq names its product mitochondrial integral membrane protein. The record is from RefSeq and is a predicted model, not a curated record. Lineage: Eukaryota; Fungi; Ascomycota; Sordariomycetes; Sordariales; Sordariaceae. The transcript has 5 exons. The coding region runs from base 405 to 2006 and encodes 533 amino acids.